Colletotrichum costaricense is the source of this 732-nucleotide messenger RNA. RefSeq lists its product as uncharacterized. Lineage: Eukaryota; Fungi; Ascomycota; Sordariomycetes; Glomerellales; Glomerellaceae. The transcript has 2 exons. The coding region runs from base 1 to 732 and encodes 243 amino acids. The record is from RefSeq and is a predicted model, not a curated record.
AUGCCACUGUGCGCAACCACGAGGCACAGCAAUAUACCCUUUGGGAACAUCGAGCCACAGCUAUCGCGGCUCGCCGUCUUCUUUGUGGUUGUCCACAAUCGACAUAUCCACCUCUUCGAUUCGUUUCGCGACUUGCCGCCGAGGUUAACAGACCGAUCGAGCGAGCAGGACGAGAAGAAUGGAAGUGGGCGGACGUUCGUAGCAGCAACUCGGCUAGCAGCCUGCUUGCUUCCUGGUAACGCACUUCAUUGGCCCAUGUUCGACGUGAUUCAGAGCAAACUGGAGAUUUCGGGCGAGCAAGACAGUGAGCCUAGUUGGGGAGCUCAGAGCCGUUCCCUUACCAGUGGCGCAAGUGUUUCCAAGAGCCCGUUAUCCUGGGAGCCUUUGGGCCAUUCCACGUCGGCCGCGCGGUUCCACACACUCUAUACCUGCUCCACCAGGACUUGGGGUAGGAACAGCUUUCGCUGUCAGAUUACCGCCAGUUCCCGUCCCAGUUCUGGGUCACCGACCAGCCCGGAAGAGCGACUACAAGUGCGGGCACACCAGCCAGGGCAGACAGAGCAGGGGGGCUGGCAGGCACCAGGGGGGGCAUGGCUCCAUCCGCACGCGGCCUGGAAGCAACACGGGCCCAGACAAGAGCUCAGGAGAGGGUACCCGGGCGGCAUCUCAGUGGUGCAGGAUGGGUGCCCUGGCCCAUUACCCCCUGGGCUUACUGAGGGGCGAACCUGCUGA